This is a messenger RNA of Pterocles gutturalis (yellow-throated sandgrouse), 1371 nucleotides long. Its product is annotated as pre-B-cell leukemia transcription factor 1-like. The record is from RefSeq and is a predicted model, not a curated record. Gene Ontology annotation, cellular component: nucleus. Gene Ontology annotation, molecular function: DNA-binding transcription factor activity, RNA polymerase II-specific; RNA polymerase II cis-regulatory region sequence-specific DNA binding. Gene Ontology annotation, biological process: brain development; neuron development; animal organ morphogenesis. Lineage: Eukaryota; Metazoa; Chordata; Aves; Pterocliformes; Pteroclidae.
UGCUGAGCAUCCGGGGAGCACAGGAAGAGGAGCCCACAGACCCCCAGCUGAUGCGGUUAGACAACAUGCUCCUGGCCGAGGGUGUAGCGGGCCCUGAAAAAGGAGGCGGCUCAGCCGCUGCUGCGCUUCUGUGCCGCGGGCUGGGUGUGGCCGCCGCGUCAGGAGGAGCUGGCUCCGACAACUCGGUGGAGCAUUCCGACUACAGAGCCAAACUCUCCCAGAUCCGGCAGAUCUACCACACGGAGCUGGAGAAGUACGAGCAGGCAUGCAACGAAUUCACCACCCAUGUGAUGAACCUGCUGCGCGAGCAGAGCCGGACCCGACCUAUCUCACCGAAGGAGAUAGAGCGGAUGGUGAGCAUCAUCCACCGCAAGUUCAGCUCCAUUCAGAUGCAGUUGAAGCAAAGCACGUGUGAAGCCGUCAUGAUCUUGCGCUCCCGAUUUCUGGACGCACGGCGGAAGAGACGAAACUUCAACAAGCAGGCUACGGAAAUCCUGAAUGAGUAUUUCUAUUCCCAUCUCAGCAACCCUUACCCCAGUGAGGAAGCCAAAGAAGAGCUAGCCAAGAAAUGUGGCAUCACAGUCUCACAGGUAUCAAACUGGUUUGGAAAUAAGAGAAUCCGGUACAAGAAGAACAUAGGUAAAUUCCAAGAGGAAGCCAAUAUUUAUGCUGCCAAAACGGCUGUCACGGCUACCAAUGUGUCAGCCCAUGGAAGCCAGGCUAACUCACCCUCAACUCCCAAUUCAGCUGGUUCUUCCAGUUCUUUUAACAUGUCAAACUCUGGAGAUUUGUUCAUGAGCGUGCAGUCUCUCAAUGGGGAUUCUUACCAAGGGGCCCAGGUUGGAGCCAACGUGCAGUCACAGGUGGAUACCCUUCGCCAUGUUAUCAGCCAGACAGGAGGAUACAGUGACGGACUCGCAGCAAGUCAGAUGUAUAGUCCGCAGGGCAUCAGUGCUAAUGGAGGUUGGCAAGACGCUACUACCCCGUCAUCGGUGACCUCCCCCACAGAAGGCCCUGGCAGCGUUCACUCUGAUACCUCCAACUGAUCUCCCAGCAAAUUGCAUCCCUGGCUGAGCCGGCCCCGGCGGGGGCGGGAGGGGAGGGGGCCUCUCCUAACACCGCAGCAGUCAGACUGGAGGUGAACCCAAUCAGCACACACAAGAAGACUCCUUCUCUUCUCUUCUCUUCGUCGGGAUGCUUUUAUCAGCCAAUCUGGACACUUCUUUAUACUCUCUUCCCUUUCUUUUCUGGGUAGAAGCCGCUCUCCCCGCCUCCCUGCCACCGCCACAACACCACUCCCUUCCUCUCACCCCUUCCCACCAAAAGGAUGUGUCCGCAGGUAGAAGGAUUUUUAAGAAGGAAAAGCAAAAA